AUGGCGUCGAGACCACUGAACGACGAUGAGGUCCUCACGGAGAUGAACAAAAUGGUUGCAUUCAUCAAGCAGGAAGCCAUGGAGAAAGCACGAGAAAUAAGGGUCAAAGCAGACGAGGAGUUCGCCAUUGAGAAAGCUAAACUCGUGAAGCAAGAACAGCAAGCCAUAGAUGCUCAAUACGAGAAGAAGCGGAAGGGCGCAGAGGUUGCUCAGAAGAUUACCCAAUCGACCCUGACGAACAAGUCGCGAUUGAAAUUGCUUCAGCAACGUGAAGAACAUUUGCAAGAUCUCUUCAACACCUCUCGCACCCAGAUCGUUGAGCUUGCUGCGGACGAAGGGCGUUAUUUGCAGUUCCUCCAGGGCGUGAUCGUGCAAGGAUUCUUGCAGUUGCUCGAGUCGGAGGUCACGGUUCACGCGCGAGAGAAGGAUGUCGAGAUUGCGCAGCGAGCAGUAGAAGAAGCAUCCAAGCAGUACACUGAGAUCAGUGGCCGGACUGUGACGGGAAUAGUUGAGGCAACAUUGAGUGGUGAUAUCGCUGGUGGUGUCAAACUGCAGAGCGGGAACCGGCGCAUCACUUUGGAUAAUACGUUAGACGAGAGACUGCGUUUACUGGAGAAUAGCAUGCUCCCUGAGAUUCGGAACAAUCUCUUCGGUCCCAACUCCAACCGAAAAUUCUACUCGUGA
This is a messenger RNA of Fibroporia radiculosa, 684 nucleotides long. RefSeq lists its product as uncharacterized. The transcript has 6 exons. The coding region runs from base 1 to 684 and encodes 227 amino acids. Gene Ontology annotation, cellular component: proton-transporting two-sector ATPase complex, catalytic domain. The record is from RefSeq and is a predicted model, not a curated record. Gene Ontology annotation, biological process: proton transmembrane transport. Gene Ontology annotation, molecular function: proton-transporting ATPase activity, rotational mechanism. NCBI's taxonomy places the organism in Eukaryota, Fungi, Basidiomycota, Agaricomycetes, Polyporales, Fibroporiaceae.